CGACUGUUAGCGACAAACAUAUAAAGAUAACGCGCCGUAUACAUAGUUAGAUGGGAGUACUAUUUCGUCGUACAAAUAAAUGACACGCAAUAGUGAAGAACCAAUAAAAAACGAGGCGCAAAUACGUGUUUUUUUAUAAAUUAAGUGGUCAAACACAAAAACAUUUCCUCGUACAUCAUUUGUAACGGUUUGCAAAACAGUCGUGUGCCGUAGCAGUGUGUGAUAACGUGAAAAUCGAAUGUUUUGAUGUCGCGAGGCAUGACCACGGCAUGACUUCCAUGCCCUGCGUACCUACGGAAGGGCGUGCGGUGCGAAUUACGUUUACUAUGAAUGAUUUUAUCUCUUUCUAAACUCGAGUGUCUGUGAAUGACCGAGUGUAACAGCGAGCGUACCAAAUUAUGGAUUGAAAUAGUGUUUGUUGUUGAUGUAUUAUGAUUAUUUCGUAGAGAUAAGAUUUUUAACAUUAGUGUUAUCGUGUUAGUGAGGACUCGCCGCAGUUCUGCCCACGGAAUAAAUUCUUAUGGUACUACGUCGGAUUCGUUACGCCGUUCGAUUUAUCAUAACGAGGUAGUAUUUACGCACUAUAUGGUGAUUAUUUUAAGUAUUUUUAGUCGUGGCGCGUGUCCGCCGACGGUGUUUUACUAUUCGUCGUUUAUUAGGGUGACUUUCAUCAUUGGUGUAAACAACUUCAAGGUUAUCGGUUGGCAUGUGCCAGAGUCGUUAGGUGCGGGACUGGGAUGCAGGAGUGAUGUCGGCGGUGGGAGGCGGGGGCGCGGGCGCCGUGGUGCGCCAAGGGCAACUGCGGAAGCUGAAGACGAUGAAAAAGAAGUACUUCGUGCUGCGCGCGGAGACCCCAGAGUGUUCAGCCAGGCUGGAGUACUAUGAGUCGGAGAAGAAGUUCCGCGCGGGAGUGGCGCCGCGCAGGGUGCUGCCACUCAAGAGUUGCUACAACAUCAUGCGGCGGCUUGACCUUAAGCAGAAGCAUGUGAUCGCGCUGUUUACGCGUGAGGAACAGUUCUGCAUUGUGGCGGACAAUGAGCAGGACCUGCAUGCCUGGCUCACUGCCAUUCUGAAGCAGCACCGCAGUGAUGAUGCUAGUGAUGAGCUGCUUCAUCCAAUACAGCAUGUGUGGCAAGUUAACGUACAGAAAAAAGGCCUGGGUGCGACGAAGAACAUCCAGGGUCUGUACAACCUGUGCCUCACCGACAAGACCCUCACUCUGGUCAAGAUCAAGAGUCAUAAUAAUGUGAUCAGCGAUCUUGGUCUACUGGAGCGCGUUGAAUACUCUUUGAAGAACAUUCGGAGAUGUGGCGAUUCUGAGCGUUUCUUCUACAUGGAGGUUGGGCGGCAGACGACGACCGGCGCUGGAGAACUCUGGAUGCACACGGACGACUCCAACAUCGCGCAGAGCAUGCACUCCACUAUAUACCAUGCGAUGCGUGACUGUGCGAAAGAGACAGAGAAUGAGCGAGACCACAUCGUUCUACCGAAGGGGCCCGGCGACAAUGCGUUGCCGGCCCGACGGCAAUCCUAUUCCGACGGCAGGGGCCGAGCUGGUCUCACUAACGACGCGGAGACGUUACGGAACCGAUGUGUUAGUAUGCCGUCGAGGGCGUGUUCGUCGUUUGAAGUGGACAGACCGUCUUCCAGAUACCCUGAAGUUGAUGGUUUGGAAGUGUCUCGCGAUGAAGCGGACGCAGUGACUGACUGGUACCGGACGCCGCGCAUACCAGAGGAACCGGACUGCUGCGACAUAUCUAGAGACUUUAUGAGCUCGUCGCUAGUGGGCGCGGGGUCGGUGGCGCACUCGCGCACGUCGUCAGUGGGCGAGGCGGGCGCCGGGUACCUGCCCAUGGCGCCCGGACACGACCCGCUCGCCGGCCUCAUCUCCGCCUCCAGCGGGUCCCUCUGCAGCGGGACCCCCUCUACGGACCCACGGUUUAGUGAGUACCAGCUAGAGCCCGCCACAUCCCACAUCGGGUUGGAGCGCCCCCCGCGAGCCUAUAGCGUGGGGUCCCGGCCCGCCGGAGCCCCCGCGCCAGAGGCCCGCCAUCGCGCCUACAGCGUGGGGGCCCGAGCACGACCCCCGCGGCACCCAGUGCGGCCCAACACUGACGACCACAUGGAGAUUGACUUCUCCAAUAAUUCCCCUGCGAAUAGGUUGUCAUCUCAAAUGAUGUCUCGCACCCCACCGACGGCUUGUUUCGUGGAGCCACGGCCGAAGACAAAUGUGGACGAGUACGUGGACAUGUCUCCGCGUAACGCAGGCUACGUGGAGAUGAGGCCUGGCGAGCCACGCGCGCGCACCCCGCCGGCCCCCAUCCCGGUGCCUGCGGCCCCCGCCACGCCCGCCACGCCGGCCACGCCGGACGGGUACGUGGAGAUGCACUACGGGCGUGCGGCCACGCGGCCCAUCGCCAUCGGGGCCCCGCGCCCCCCGCCGCCGCUGGCCGCGUCCCCCGACGACAGACGGCGCCGCGAGCCCCGCACCCCGCACGGCUCGCAGACGCUCUUCGACAUGUCGCUGGACUCGCCCGCCUCGCCGCAAGAUGUCGACGCCGACAUAUUGGAGGAGGACCCGCCGCACCACCCGCUCAGUACGGUGCGCGAGAUAUCGGAGGACGGUCGCCGCAGCCCCGAGAUGGCGGCGGCGCCGCGACGAAGCCCCGAAGUGUCGGUAUCGCCGCAGUACGUGACGCUGGCGCUCACGGCGGCACCCCCCAAGACGCCCGAGCCUUGCGGGGAGGAGCUCUCCUGUAACCCCACCGCUAAUAAGACUAUCGCUAGGGUACCUGACCCUAUCGAACCCAGAGUGUGCGCAGGGUGGGCGGCGGAGGGCGGGGCGGCGACGCUGGUGGUGGCGGGGGGCGGGCGGCCGCUGAACUACGCGGCGCUGGACCUGGAGCCGCGCCGCGCGCCGCCCGCCGCCACGCAGCGCGCCUACACGCAGAUCGACUUCCUGCGCAGCGAGAAGCUGCACGUCGCCGACUCCUAGGCCGCGCCUGUACGUAAGCUGUGAAUGUGUCAAAUUAAUGCGUCAGACUGAAUCUUUUGUCGCGGUAUCGACGGUCCGAGCAGUGAGUCGAAUCCUAACAUUUCUUUACGCAUAAGCUUUAAUUUUUUAUAGAUGAUCGCGAAACUGUUUUCCGCAAUAUACCUCAUUUUUCCUUUAACAAUAAACACGUUGAAUAUAAACUUUAUUGGAAUCUGUUAGUGUGUUCAUUGGUUUCCUUAGUUGUAACAGUGGGUUCGACUCCCCGCGUGGGCCAGCAGGCACGCUGUGCGUUGUAGCUGCAGUGUUGAUGGAUCGCAUACGGUCGGCGUGCACGCCGCAUUUAUAUGAGACGUAGCCAAACAGGUGUAUCAGUUACUCUUUUUAUUACAGAGUAUAUAUUUU
Messenger RNA from Spodoptera exigua (beet armyworm), 3397 nucleotides. Lineage: Eukaryota; Metazoa; Arthropoda; Insecta; Lepidoptera; Noctuidae. The record is from the annotation of a GenBank genome assembly.